AUGUUGCGAUUGCCUUCAGCCUGCAGCAGUCGCUCUUUUUACUUACAGAAUUUGGAGUCUUGGCGUCAACGCAGGCGUGCGGCCUCCAAAACUUUCUCCUCCAGGACUGCGACCAUUAAUCGAUCUCAAGAGGCGGAGGAGGAACAGGAUGAUUCUAUCCGAGAAUAUCUUCAUCAACUCAAAAUUACUCAGAGUCGUAUAUCCGAUUCGGCUAUUCCACUGAUGCACCCCGUCAAGCCCAACGUAACAUCAAGUCCUGAAUCUGCGAAUCCGUCAAUCCUAACUAACUCAACACCCCCCUGUGACCGUGGUGGCCCGUCGGAGACCGUUCGGAUGAUGCCAACACGAAGCUCCUCUUCGGAGAAUCGAUCCGACCCCUCAACCAUACGAAUUCGUCUCGUAAAUAACGCCGACUAUGUGAAAGCCCAGCACUUGGGCAUGGAGGUCACUGCUAGUGGAAAAAACGAGGGUCCACCCUUCUAUGUGGGCCGCCUUGUGCAAAAAUCAAUGGCCGAACGCGCCAAGCUACGAACUGGUGACGAAAUUUAUUCCAUUGACAAUGUCUGCUGCACCUACAAGGCGGAUCGUCCACCCACGUUAGUUACCUUGUCAAAGGUCAACCAGCUGUUAGAUCGGCUGACUGCAGCUAAUCGCGCAGUGGAAGUGCGAGUCAUCCGAGGUGACCUGGUUUUCGUAUCAGGUGAUGCCGAAGCGUUUCACUCUUUUUCGUGCAUUAAUAAGUUGUGGUCUAUCUCCUGA
Messenger RNA from Dibothriocephalus latus, 759 nucleotides. The record is from the annotation of a GenBank genome assembly. Lineage: Eukaryota; Metazoa; Platyhelminthes; Cestoda; Diphyllobothriidea; Diphyllobothriidae.